Molecule: messenger RNA, 3549 nt
Organism: Ostreococcus tauri
Lineage: Eukaryota; Viridiplantae; Chlorophyta; Mamiellophyceae; Mamiellales; Bathycoccaceae
Product: Ribonuclease II/R
Exons: 1
Coding region: 1-3549 (1182 amino acids)
Cellular component (GO): exosome (RNase complex)
Molecular function (GO): 3'-5'-RNA exonuclease activity; RNA binding
Source: RefSeq, a predicted model, not a curated record
AUGCGCGUCGCCCUCGGCGGCGCCGAAGACGCCGGCCCGUCCGGCGUCGACCGCGACCGCGACGUCGCGCGUCUCGUACGGUCAACGUACGCGAGGAGAGACGUCGCGUGCGGUUCGCCCGAGUGCGUCGCGCACGCGGAGCUCAACGCCGCGCUCGGCGUGUGCGACUUCUUACGCUCGCGCGAGCAAGGGUGUCGCGCGUACGUCGUUCCGGAUUUAUGCGCAUUUCGUAAGUACCCCGAGGUAUUCGCGAGCGGGGUGGUGAGGGACGUCAUCGCGUCCAGGGCGCACGCGCGGCGGUUGGGCGGGCGGAGCGGCGGCGGCGGGAGCGGCGGAUUACCGUCAAUGACGAGGUCGAUAAAGGGCGAUUCGCGAGCGAUGGGGAAGAAUCGAAGUGUCUUUGUGUUCGACGAUGAGCACUGCGUCGAGGUGGUACGAGCGAUGCGGUCGAGUUCGAUAUCUCGGGAGGUCGCGUGCGCGGCGCACUACGCGAAGAAAGUCCGAGGAAAGUUCCCGAUUGUCGUCGUCUCCGACGCGCAAGCGGCAAAUGCGGCGAAUGCGGCGGAUGAUGUUGGAGCACGCGAUGUUUUCCCCGAGGGCGUUGUCGUGUUGAGCGUCGAGGGGUUUAUCGAGCAAUUUUGUGGUGGUUCAGAGGGCGAGGCGGCAAGAGCGGCGUACGAGGCGGCGAGAGACGCCGAGGAUGAAAUGGAAGGUGAUUCAGCCGUCGCGUCGACGUCCACCGGAACGAAUUAUGAGGCACAUUGGAAUGAGAGAGAUGUAGAGCUCGGUCUCAGCGAGGGGGUUUUGGUAAAGGGCGUGCUCAAGGUGAAGGCGCUUGGCGUCAAGUGUGAAGGACAUGUUGACGGCGUUUUCAUUCCAUCCAAACACGCGAUGAAUCGAGCGAUGCACGGCGACGUCGUCGCCGUCGAGGUUGCGCCUGAGAGCGAAUGGUGCGCGUCGAUGAUCAACACCGUGCUCGAGGACGAGGGUGUGCGCGAGAGCGAUUUAUCGGCGUCCGUGUCGUCGUCGCCGAAGACGCGAACCGGGAAAAUCGUCGGCAUCUUGCGUCGGGAGGUCAUGGACGUCGUCGCGUGCUUAGAUUCGAUCGAUGAGGAAGAAAUAACGCGAAACCCACACGCAAAACGCAACGGCGCGCUGUGCGUGCCGAUGGAUGGGAAGAUUGUGAAGAUCAAGUUGUUGACGCGCCGGGCGAACGAAUUGGUCGGCAAGCGCUUUGUCGUGCGCGUCGAUCGAUGGAGAGAGAAUCAACGGUACCCGAACGGGCACUUAAUCAGAGUGCUCGGCGACGUCGGUGACGUCGAUGGCGAGAUGGCGGCGUUAUUAGCGAGACAUGAAAUCCCGGCCGAGCCGUUCGGCGCGAGAGCGCUUGCGGAGCUUCCUCGGGAGGGAACGAAUUGGGUCGUCCCUCGCGAAGAGCUGGAGACGCGACGUGACUUGCGUCACCACAGAGCGUGUUCGAUCGAUCCACCCGGGUGCACCGACGUUGAUGACGCGUUAAGCGUCAGAGCAGUGCCCCAAAGUGAACGGGGAGCGAACGGAGGCGCGUUCGAGAUCGGCGUGCACAUCGCGGACGUGUCGUAUUUUGUGCAACCGGGAACGACGCUCGAUCACGAGGCGCAGACGCGUGGGACCACCGUGUACUUGGUGGACCGACGCUUGGACAUGCUUCCGAGUUUGCUAAGCGAAAACUUGGCGUCGCUACUGGAGAAGCGCGAUCGACUGGCGAUGAGUUGCGUAUGGACGCUCGACGAGAAUCUGGACGUCGUCGACGUGUGGUUCGGACGGACGGUAAUUCAUUCAAGGCACCAAAUGACGUACUAUCAGGCGCAAGCGAUUUACGAUGGGAAACCGCCCCCGGUCGACGGAUCAACGGUAUUCGAGGGCGAAGAUGACAUCGCCGUCGUGCGCGAGGACUUGAAGACGCUCGUCGCGUUCGCGAACAAGACGAACGCCAUUCGUGUGGCUCACGGAGCGGUGGAAUUGGAGAGCGCUGAGUUGAGAUUUGAGACGGACGCGCAGACGAAGAGCCCGACGGAGGUGAUUCAGAAAUCAGAGGUGCCAAUGAUGCGAGUGGUCGCCGAGUUGAUGAUUCUAGCAAACAGUGCGGCGGCGCGCGCGACGCACUCGGUGUUCCCAUCGUGCGCGUUGCUUCGGCGCCAUGCACCGCCGCGACAGGAUGGAUUCGCCGAGCUCUCCCGACUCGCCGCUACCAAGGGCGUCAAGCUCGAUUGCUCUAGCGGAGAAGCCUUGAAUGCAUCGCUUGCGCGCAUCGCGAACGAGUGUGAUCCCGAAGUGACGACCUUGUUCAAGGGCCUGGCCACACGCGCGAUGUCUGAGGCUCAAUAUGUGAGCUCGGGGUCGAUUUCCGCCACUGAGAGUAGUUUCGGACAUUAUGGCCUUGCUCUGACGUAUUACACGCACUUUACGUCUCCAAUUCGGCGAUACGCUGACAUCGUGGUUCAUCGUCAGCUCAUCGCCGCCGUUGAGGCGACGGAGAUGGAGAAGAAGGCGACGGAAGAUGCUACCAGACGCGGCCUCGAUUCUUUGGCGGAGCACUUGAACGAACGCAAUCGUGCUUCGAAACGCGCGCAAUCGCGCUGCGGUGAGAUAUAUCUUCUCUGGCUCCUUCGUGAGAAUCCCAUGAUCGAACCCGCCGUCGUUCACGAGAUCAGAGACGAUGGCCUAAUGGUGUUCCUACCAUCGUUUCACAUCAAGGCGCCCGUCCGACUUGUUGAUGAUGACGGCAACACCGUUGAAGAACUCCGAGAGAGCGAUCUCGUGGACGUCUCUCCGGGAUAUAAUUCUUCGGAAUCCGUCACGAAAUGGGUGCAAGCGUCGCCGGUCGUCGGCGUCGCCGGCACGCGACUUCGGCGCUCGGAUGACGUGCUAGAAGUUGUUCGUUCGAGCGACGGUGUCGUUCUUCGCUCGUACUCUCUCCUUCAAACGGUUUGGGUGCAGAUGACGUGCAAACCCGGCAGAGCGCAAGGACCAAAGCUCGAACUCCGCAUCUUGGAUGUGGAGGCGCACGCGGGCGCGCGUGAGGCGCGACUCGUUGCUCGUCGCGCCGCGCCGCCACCGGCUCCGGCGAGUCUCUCCGCGGCGUUGAAAAACGUCAUAAAGAGCAGAAAUCCGCUCGCGAUGGACGAAGACGACGCCGGUGACGACUUAGACACCGAUGAGAAUCGCGACGAACGCGUCGCAAGACAUCUCAACGUGCCGUCCAAGCGACUCCGAGACCCGCUUGCGGCUUCACUCGCCGGGCUCGCGCUCAUGGACGAUGUCUUCAUCACCGUCGACGACAGCCCCAUGGAUGCUCUCCGCGUCGUCCCCAUUAACCUCUCACGCGUGUCCGACUCUAAGGAGUUCGCAGCGCGACGCGCUGCGUGCGACGCCUGGGCCAGAUUCGUCUCCACGCGUUCCGCCGGAGCUGCCGGCCGCGCGCGAAGCGCCCGUCGUUCCCAAAGACUCGAGGACGCCCACGCCCGCGUCGCCGACGUCAAGCGCGCCCGAAAUUCACAUUUAUUGUAA